This is a messenger RNA of Entamoeba histolytica HM-1:IMSS, 816 nucleotides long. RefSeq lists its product as uncharacterized. The transcript has a single exon. The record is from RefSeq and is a predicted model, not a curated record. The coding region runs from base 1 to 816 and encodes 271 amino acids. Lineage: Eukaryota; Evosea; Mastigamoebida; Endamoebidae.
AUGGAUGUCAUGUGCAGCAAGGAAGUAAAACAACACAAAAAAAAGAGUGGUGAAGAUCAAACAAUCAGUGAUGAUGUGAGACAUAAACAAAAACAUGAAGAAAAUGUUUUUGGACAAUGGGGGUUUUUGAUUUAUUACAUUUUAUUAAAAGGUGGAAGUGUUACUAUUAAGCCAUUCGUCAAAAAAACAGAUAUUGACAAAAGAAAUCAAAUAGACUUUUGUUCGGUAGAGGUUAAUGGAAAAAUUUUGUCUGCAGAAGAAAUUCAAAAACAAGUAAUCCCAAUGAUAGAUAAAUCAAUUAAUCACAAAUAUUUUAGAAGGACUUUACGUAAGUAUAUUCAUGAUAAUAUUAUGAAUGAGGUUGUAGAGUGGUGUAAAGAAGAGGCUAAAAAAGAAAAAAUUUAUAUAUUAACAAAGUCAUCAAAAAAAGCAAAGAAUGAAAAUAAACCACCUAAUACUAUAAUUAAUAGUGUCAAUAUUAAUGGUAAAAAUUAUAAUAGACGUUUUAUUACAACAAAUUGUGGAAACUGGUUAAAAGAAGUUCUUAAAUGUUUGAUUCCAAACCCACCACCUAAAACGCACACAAUAAUAAUUUCACAAAAAACUGUUCCUCCUAAUAUAAUUAUGAAUGGCAUGGGUCUUGAAAACUUAAUAACUAAAACUCCAACAAUAACCCAAAUUAAUGGGUAUGCAGGAUAUUAUGACGCAUGUGGAGAAUUACGUUUGUGGAAUUGUCAACUGUAUCUACCAUUUCCUAUAGAAGAUAAGUUGAACCCAAUUGAUCCAAAAAGUUCAGAUAGUCAAACUAAUUUAUAA